GCUGGUGUCAAUACGGACAGAGCAGGGAGAAGUCCAGGUUACUGUGCAACUGGUUUAUUGCUUUCUGCAAAUAUUCUUAUGGAAUGUUGAGUAAUCUGUUCUGUUUAAAGCCAGGGAUUGAAAUAGAACCAUGCUUACUAUUGCUACAAGAUAGAAAUGCAGUUUGAUUAGUGUUUCUAUGAAUACACCCCUGAUAUAGGAACCCUUUAUUUUUAUAGAGCAGCAGAUCGUUUCAUUGCAUGCACCCAGCAAUACAGAGCUAUUGCUAAUGGUUACAGAUCUUUAGUUAACACCGAGUUAACGAUUAAAGUGCCAUAAAUCUUAAUUGUCAUUGCAGAGCUGGUGUGUUUCUGUGACUGGUGAUGUUUGCUCGGCUCCCCCUCUCUCGCAUUCUGCUCCUGCCUCGUAGAAUGGCUUCCACAUCGGGUGCCUCCGGGCUCCCAGCUUCCCUCCUGCGAUCAGCUGCCUAUAUUGGGGGCUCCUGGCUCCGCAGCUCGGACUCCGCGUCCUUCCCAGUGCUGGACCCGGCUACUGGUGCGGAACUGGUGCAAGUGAGUGACUGUGGCCCCAGAGAGUGCAGGGAGGCACUGAAAGCUGCGUCGGAGGCCUUCCAGACCUGGAGAGAGGUGCCAGCCAAGGAGAGAAGUAUCCUAUUGCGCAAGUGGUAUGAAUUAAUGAUCCAGAAUAAAGACGAUCUUGCCAGGAUCAUCACAGCGGAAAAUGGAAAACCCAUGAAAGAAGCCCUUGGGGAGAUUAUGUAUGCAGCUGGCUUUUUUGAAUGGUUUUCAGAGGAGGCACGACGUAUAUAUGGAGAUGUGAUAUCUGUACCAUUGAAGGACCGGAGAGCCUUAACACUCAAGCAACCUAUAGGAGUGGCAACAAUUAUUACACCAUGGAACUUUCCCAGUGCUAUGAUCACCAGGAAGGUGGGAGCUGCGCUUGCUGCCGGCUGCACUGUUGUGGUAAAACCAGCAGAAGACACUCCUUUAUCGGCAUUGGCGCUUGCAGAGCUUGCUCAGCAGGCUGGGAUCCCAUCAGGUGUCUAUAAUGUGGUUCCUUGCUCCAGAGAGAAGGCUCCAGCAGUUGGAGAAAUCCUGUGCACAGAUCCCUCUGUAGGCAAAAUUUCCUUCACUGGAUCCACCGCGACAGGAAAGAUCUUGCUUCGCUAUGCAGCUGAUUCCGUGAAGAGGGUAUCUAUGGAACUCGGGGGACAUGCCCCAUUCAUUGUGUUUGACAGUGCAAAUGUUGACCAGGCUGCUGCCGGUGCUCUUGCCUCAAAGUUCCGUAAUUCCGGCCAGACCUGUGUCUGCUCAAACAGAUUUCUAGUACAGAAAGGGAUACACGAUGCGUUUGUGAAAAAAUUAGCAUCUCUGAUUCAGAAGGAGCUACAUAUUGGAAAUGGAUUUGAAGAGGGAGUAACACAAGGCCCACUAAUCAAUGAGAAGGCAGCACUUAAGGUGGAGCAACAUGUACGUGAUGCUGUAUCUCAGGGAGCCCGCAUCGAAACGGGCGGCAAGCCAUCCACCUAUGGCAAGAAUUUUUAUGAGCCAACUCUACUCAGCAAUGUCACAACGAAUAUGCUGUGCACGCAAGAGGAAACAUUUGGGCCUCUAGCUCCAGUGAUCAAGUUUGACACAGAAGAAGAAGCUAUUGCUAUUGCAAAUUCUGCUAAUGUAGGCCUUGCAGGAUAUUUUUAUUCUCAAGACCCCGCACAAAUCUGGAGAGUGGCUGAACGUCUUGAAGUAGGCAUGGUUGGAGUGAAUGAAGGUUUACUGUCAUCUGUUGAAUGUCCAUUUGGUGGAGUGAAGCAAUCAGGCAUUGGUCGAGAAGGAUCAAAAUAUGGCAUUGAUGAGUAUUUAGAAAUUAAAUAUGUUUGCUUUGGAGGUCUGUGAUCUUAUGUAGGUGGAUACAUCUAGUUUCUCAGUAGAAUAGUAUGUAAUGUUUAAUGCAAAACUACCAUCCUCGAGACUUGGUUACCUUUGGGUAAGUGUACAUUUAAUGUAUAGAUUGUGCUUGCUUAAUUGCAAGUAAAUUUAAUCUAAGAGAUAUACUUACCUGAAGACAACUCCUCCUUUAAGAUGGUAGUCAAAAAUGUUCCUGAUUGUUGCAUUUGCAAUCGCCAUGGCCACAAGUGACACAAUGCUUGUUGAAUUGUGUCACAUGAGAAGGGACGUGGCUUGCUGUAAAAUUACAUAUUUGUAGUCUUUAGCUCUAUGCCACUGGCCCAAAUAUUGAAAAUAAAUACAAUUGGAAAAAUCCAAUUUUAUAUAUUUGCUAGCAAAUUGCCAAACACAAAAUGUAGACUUAAUGUUUUCAUCUUUGAGUUUAGUAUCCCUGAUCUGUGAUGAUAUGCAUUGAGAUUUAAAUGCACCUAAUGAUAAAAACCAAAUGUGUCAUUAAAGGUAGGAACUAUUGUAAUUUAAGGCACAUGUCAAUCACCUAAAGGACAAGAAUGCCCUUUUGUUGUGUAAAAAUGCACACAACCUUUUUUGUAAACAUACAUACACACCUAUUGCAUCAUGGCUACACUCCCAAGAAGUUACACUGUAUGGUCAGAGGUAUGUGGAUAUCUUUGUGACAUGUUCUUCUAGAGUUGCAGUCCUCAGAAUAGGGGUCUAUGAAGGAUUCUGUGAAAUUCACUAUGCACAAGAACUUCGAUACUUGUUCUAUCAACAGCUGAUGAGAAAUUGCAAGAUGUAGCUGCGGAGGUUGUUUGAAGCUCUGCUUAUUGUCACAAUUUGCCAAAGUUGGACUCAUAAACGAUAGUCCCUUUUCUUAUCUUUUCACAGCACUGGGAUAUCAUUGAAAUUCCAACAUGGUCUAUAUGAUUUUUUUUUUAUAAACAUUUUACAGUGACAGUGGCUUUUUAAUAAGAGUUACUACUGUACACCUACUGUCCAUCUAACAAAUUGCACAACUAUAUCCUCAUAGUUUUACUGAAAGCCCCGAUGGGGAAAUAGUAUAUAUCAUUUUCUCCUGUAACAUAGAAGGCAAUUUGCUCAGCAAA
Messenger RNA from Pelobates fuscus (common spadefoot toad), 3007 nucleotides. It is a transcript of the gene ALDH5A1, whose product is annotated as aldehyde dehydrogenase 5 family member A1. Gene Ontology annotation, biological process: GABA catabolic process. Gene Ontology annotation, molecular function: succinate-semialdehyde dehydrogenase (NAD+) activity. The record is from RefSeq and is a predicted model, not a curated record. Lineage: Eukaryota; Metazoa; Chordata; Amphibia; Anura; Pelobatidae. The coding region runs from base 363 to 1892 and encodes 509 amino acids. The transcript has 10 exons. Gene Ontology annotation, cellular component: mitochondrion.